Rubroshorea leprosula is the source of this 3755-nucleotide messenger RNA. The record is from the annotation of a GenBank genome assembly. Lineage: Eukaryota; Viridiplantae; Streptophyta; Magnoliopsida; Malvales; Dipterocarpaceae.
ACUGAAGCCUAUGUUGCUUUCCUCUUUGCUUAAACCCUAAAAACCCAGAAUGGCAGACGCGAGUCAGCUCACUCGGCACAUUGAAACUUUUGUCGACCCAUCUCAUUCUGUGACUCAGCAGGUUGCGAGUGUAAGCACGAUUGCUUCUCUUAUAAAGAAUGAUAAGUUAACGCUAGAAAAACUGGUUAGAGAGAUGGAAAUGUAUUUGACCACCACUGAUAACACCAUUCGUGCUAGAGGUAUCCUUCUUCUUGGAGAAGUGCUUGCACAUCUGGCAUCAAAACCUUUAGAUGAUUCUACUAUUCAUAGUUUGAUAGGAUUCUUUGCUGACAGAUUGGCAGAUUGGAUGGCUUUACGUGGUGCACUUGUGGGUUGCUUGGCCCUCCUGAGGAGGAAAAGUGCAGGUGGUAUGGUCAGUGGAACUGAUGCAAAAGCAGUGGCACAGUCCUAUCUGCAGAAUUUACAAGUGCAAUCUUUAGGGCAAUAUGACCGGAAGCUUUGCUUUGAAAUUCUGGAAUGUCUACUGGAACGCUAUGCUAAUGCUGUUGCUUCGCUGGGCGAUCUCCUAAUUUAUGGAAUUUGUGAAGCUAUUGAUGAAGAAAGGGAUCCCCACUGCUUAAUGUUAACAUUUCACAUUGUAAAGGUUCUGCCACAACUAUUUCCAGAUCCAUCAGGUCCCCUUGCCAGUUCUGCUCAUGAUGUUUUUGAGAUUUUGAGCAGAUAUUUUCCCAUUCAUUUUACCCAUCCAAAAGAUGAGGGUAUUGAUGUCAAAAGGGAUGACCUCUCAAAAGCUUUAAUGCUUGCAUUUUCUUCCACACCUGUCUUUGAACCAUUUGCCAUCCCAUUACUCCUUGAAAAACUUUCUUCUUCACUGCCAUCAGCAAAGGUUGAUUCUUUGAAGUAUCUCAGUGAUUGCGUGGUAAAGUAUGGCGCAGAAAGAAUUGCAAAGCAUGGUGGAGCUAUUUGGUCCACAUUAAAAGAUACACUAUACACUUCAGAUGAGAAUGUAUUCUCCUUUGGUCCAGUAUCACUUCAAGGGCUAGGCUGUCAGGAGAAUGAAAUUGCAAUAGAAGCUCUAGGGCUUCUGCAAAAGCUCAUUGUGCAAAACCAUACCUUGUUCUUUGGUCUAAUUGUUGCUGAUGAAGACAUAAAUAAAGUCUUCAAAACCAUUGCUAGUUAUAAGAAUUACAAUGAAAUUCCUACAGAAACCAGGCGGAAAUUAUAUGCAGUUGGUCGUAUCCUUUAUGUUUCUGCAAAGGCUUCAACUAUCACCUGUAAUAGAGUUUUUGAAAUUUUCUUGCCCCGUUUGAUUGGUAGUUUAGGGAUUUCAGUAAGAGACUCUUCUGAACAAUGCUCUCUAAGUGAAAUUGAUAUGAUGUCCAAAGGAUGUAAUCAUGGAGCUCUUUAUCUCUGCAUUGAGCUCCUUCAAGCAUGCAAAGAUUUGAUUGGGAGUUCUGAGGAACUUGCAGCAUCUGUCAGUACAAAAGAGACAUGUUGCUGCUUACUUCAGAGCUUUUCUUCUUCAUUAACUGAGGUCUUCAGUUCUAUCUCCACAAGUACAAACGAAGGCACUCAUGAUGCAGAUAUCUAUCUUGGAGUGAAGGGAUUGCAGAUACUGGCUACCUUCCCUGGAGGCUAUUUUCCUGUAGCAUUAUCUGUUUUUGAGAAGAUAUUACAGACAUUCGUAUCAAUCAUCAUCACAUACUGGAGCAAGACAUUACAGUGGAAACUGGCACUGAAGGCACUGGUAGAUAUUGGUUUAUUUAUAGAAAGGUUUCAUGAGACUGAGAAGAGAGAAAGCUAUAUGGGGAUUGUUGUCGAAAGAGCAUUGGCAUCUCUGAAUGAUUUUGGCAUGCCAUUUUCACUCAAACUGGAAGCAGUUUCAGACAUUGGAACAAGUGGGCAAAAUUACAUGCUGAAAAUUGUUCAGGGUUUGGAAGAAGCUAUUUGUGCCAAUCUGUCUGAUGUUUAUGUCCAUGGAAAAUCAAGUUCAGCAGAUAUUGCAGCUCAGCUUUUGCAGUGCUACUCUGACAAGGUGGUUCCAUGGAUACAUGGUACAGGAGGUUUUGAAGAAAUCCUAUUGCGUUUUACUUUUAACAUUUGGAGCCAAAUUGAGAAUACCAUGGCUUUUAAUGUUCAGAUUGAACAAAAAGGACUUCUUGAUGUGAUGAUGAAAGCAAUGAAGCUGGCUGUUGCAAGUUGUUCAGAGGAAAGUCAGAACAAAAUAAUUCAAAAGGGGUUCAUUGUGCUCUCAUCAUGCACUUCUUUUCCACUGAAGGAGCCAUUUCAACAGAAAGCCAUCCAACUUAUAAAAGAUGAUGAUAAUAUUUCCAGCAGAGAUGAAUGGAUUCUUUCACUAUUUGCCUCCGUGAUUAUUUCAGUUCAUCCUCUAGCACAGAAUCCAAAUUUAAAAGCAAUUUUGUAUCUGUUUAUGACAACCCACCUCAAAGGUUCUGUUCCUUCAGCUCAGGCAUUGGGCUCUUUGGUUAAUAAACUGGGUCAAAGAUCUAAUGCAGUACAAAUAUCAAGUGAUUAUACCUUGGAAGAAGUGAUUGAUAUAAUUUUUAACUCAACUUUAUGGAGUUUCCAUGACAAUUGUUCUUUGGGGACAGAUGAUGAAUUGAUCAAUGGCAAUAAAAUAGGUCUAAUUGAUUUAUGUCAUGGUGCUGUGAGCAGUACACUUCAAAUCCAGGCCAUUAAUGGACUUGCAUGGAUUGGAAAAGGUUUAAUUAUGCAGGGUCAUGAAAAAGUCAGGGACAUCACCAUGGUCUUUCUAGAAUGCUUACAGUCAAAUGGAAGGACGUCUAUCCUUCCAUCAGAAGAGGGUAUCUCAGGGCAAAGUCAUGAUGAGGAUUCGUAUAGUUCUGUAAUGAAACAUGCAGCAGAUGCCUUUCAAAUUCUUAUGGGGGACCAUGAAGCUUGUUUGAGUCGAGAGUUUCAUGCAGUAAUAAGGCCUCUCUAUAAGCAACGUUUCUUCUCAACUAUGAUGCCUAUAUUGCAGUCUUUGAUGUUAAAAUCAGACUCCUCAUUCUCAAGACCUUUGUUGUUCCGGGUGUUUGCACAUAUUAUAAUCAAUACUCCAUUGAUGGUUGUACUGAGUGAUUCCACGAAGUUAAUUCCAAUGAUACUGAAUGGCUUAUCCACCUUGAGCAAUAAUAUUCUAGAUAAAGAUGUUUUGUAUGGUCUCCUGCUUGUCUUAUCUGGAAUAUUAAUGGACAAAAAUGGCCAAGAAACUGUAUCAGAUAGCGCGCACAUCAUCAUCAAUUGUCUUGUUGGGCUUAUUGGUUACCCUCAUAUGAUGCUUGUUCGAGAGACAGCUAUCCAGUGUCUUCUUGCCCUCGCUGGGCUCCCCCGUACAAGGAUAUAUCCAAUGAGAGCACAGGUACUACAGCCUAUAUCAAAGGCUCUUGAUGAUCCAAAGCGGGCUGUUCGGGAAGAAGCUGUCAGAUGCAGGCAAGCAUGGGCAUCCAUUGCAUAGAGGGAGGUCUUGAUUCCCAACACCGUGAGUUUUGCUUCGACAUCUUGGUGUCUAAAAAGUGAAUAUAGUGACAUGUCCUGGCCCUCAUUUAGCUUGUUAACUGUAAAAAGUAUUUUUCUUGAAUAUAUUGUCUUUCAGUUCCAAUGUAAAGUGUAACAGACAGAAGCUCAGGGUAUGAAGUUCUUGACGUUUCUGCAACCCCUACCCUCUUCUUGCUUUGAUCCAUCUUUGCAUGUGUAUAAAAACACCUUAAAUAUAAGAAACUUCUUUAGGAAUC